This is a messenger RNA of Zonotrichia albicollis (white-throated sparrow), 3732 nucleotides long. The record is from RefSeq and is a predicted model, not a curated record. NCBI's taxonomy places the organism in Eukaryota, Metazoa, Chordata, Aves, Passeriformes, Passerellidae.
UGGCCAGGACCUGCUUCGACCCGGACUCGCCCCAGCGGGCUUACAUGAGUGUGAAGGAGCUGAAGGAGGCUCUGAAGCUGAACAGCACCCAUUUCCUCAAUAUUUACUUUGCCAGUUCGGUGAGGGAAGAGUUGGCUGGUGCUGCCACUUGGCCGUGGGACAAAGAGGCCCUCAGUCACCUGGGUGGAGUUGUCCUCAACCCUGCUUACUACGGCAUGCCUGGCCACACCAACACCAUGAUCCACGAGGUGGGGCACGUCCUGGGGCUCUACCACGUCUUCAAGGGAGUGAGCGAGAGGGAGUCUUGUGAUGAUCCCUGCAGGGAGACCACUCCAUCCAUGGAGACAGGAGACCUCUGUGCUGACACUGCCCCCACCCCAAAGAAUAAACUCUGUCGGGAUCCAGACCCCACCAAUGACACCUGUGGCCAGACACAUUUCACAGGAACACCCUUCAACAACUACAUGAGUUACACAGAUGAUGAGUGCACCAACAGCUUCACCCCCAACCAGGUGGCCCGCAUGCACUGCUACCUGGACCUGGUGUACCAGCGCUGGGGACACAGCAGGAAGCCAGCGCCCAUCCCGAUCCCCGCCAUGGUCACCGGGCAGACUCAGCACUCCCUCAGCAUCUACUGGCUGCCUCCCAUCAGCGGCAUCCUGCACGAGAGGGAGCAGGACAGGCUGUGUGACAGCUGUGCUGAGGAUGGCACCUUCCGGCAGUACGUGCACGAGGCCUCUUCCCCCAGAGUCUGCGACUCUUCUGGCUACUGGACCCCAGAAGAAGCAGAAGGUCCUCCGGACGUGGAUCAGCCCUGUGAGCCCAGCCUGCAGGCUUGGAGCCCGGAGCUGCACCUGUAUGACAUGAACAUGACGGUGCCCUGUCCCCAGCCGCACGGCUGCAUCCUGGAGCUGCGCUUCCUGCACCCCGUCUACCCCGACUCCCUCACCCUCUGGACCACAUACCUCUCCACAGGCUCUCCCAAGGCCCUGUCUGAUGUUGAAAUCCUGACAGAGCAAGGGGAGUCCAUCCACCUGGGCCCCCUGGACACCUUCUGCGAUAUCCCCUUUACCGUGAAGCUCAAUAUCCCUAAAAAGAUGAUUGGAGUUAAAAUCUACACCUUUGACGAGAGGAUGGAGAUAGACACAGCCCUGCUGACCUCCAGGCCCCAGAGCUCCCUGUGCUCUGCCUGCAGACUGAUCCAGUACCGGGUGCUCCGUGACCCCCCCUUUGCAGACGGGUCCCCUGCCACCCCCCUGCAGGGACAUCGCCACUUCAUGGACACGGAAGUCACUCCUGGGCAGGUGUACCACUACCAGGUGCAGGUGGUCUCUGGGACAACCUCAGGAGAAGCGUCCCCACCGCUCGUCCAUGUGCAUGGAGCACCCUACUGCGGAGAUGGGAAGGUGGCCACGAGCCUGGAGGAGGAAUGUGAUGAUGGGGACUUGCUGGAUGGAGAUGGCUGUUCCAGGAAAUGUAAAAAGGAAAAAGGCUUCAACUGUGUUGGGGAGCCAAGCCUGUGCUACGUUCACGAUGGGGAUGGUGUGUGUGAGCCCUUUGAGAGGACAAGCAGCAUGCUGGACUGUGGUCCCCACACUCCUGAGGGGUUUGUGGAUCUGUGGGCAGUGAGAGCCUACUCCUCCCAUCAGGAUGCAAAGUCCUGCCCUGCUUCCCUGGUCACUGGAGAGCCUGUGGUGAGGGUAUGUAAAUCCCACCUUCAUGAGGUGCCAAGGGACCUGUUGGAGGCUGCUUGGUUUCCCUGUGCCCCCAGCCAAGAGAAUGCUCAGGACCCAAAUGAGAAGAUGCUUUUGGGUGACGAGGGAGUUUGGCUCCAGGUGUGCUUUGAGAGACCUGCAGUGCCCACCUCUGUGCUGCUCUUCCUGGCCUCCCCUGGCUCUGUCCCAGGCCAGCAGCCCAAGCCGGUGGUGGCCGUGCAGCUGACUGACACAGACGGACAGAACAGCUCGUUGGGGACGUACGAGCUGUCGUGUCAGCACAACCCCCUCAUCAUCAACGUGACCCACAGCCAGGAGGACCCACUCCCCCAGGUUGCUUCCGUGCUUCUCAACUUCUCCUCUCCCUUUGUGGGCAUUGCAGCUGUGGCCUUGAGGACCCUGGCUCAGCCUGGCUCCUCUGAGCCCCUCAGCACCUGCCUCCUGCAGCACCAGGAGGGAUGUGGCCAUCAGUGCUACAGCUGUGCCCACGGUGCCUGUGAGGGAUCAGGAACCUGCACGCAGCCUCUGCUUGCUCACGCUGCCAGCCUCAACUGCAGCUCGGAUGGCCCCGGGCACAUGGUGUGUGCUGUCUCCUGUGAAAAGGGAUUUGUCCUCCACUCCAGUGGUGGGAAGAGGCUGGGCUCCAUGCAGCAGGAGGUGGUGCUGACGUGCAGCUGGGGACGGUGGGACAGAUCUGUGACCUGUGACCCUGUUGACUGCCGUGUCCCUGCCCAGUCCCUCGUGUACUAUGCUGAGUUCUCCUGCCCUCUGGGGACCACCUACCUGCAGAGAUGCUCCUUCUCCUGCAUCCCCCCAGCCAAGCUUCAAGGAACAAACCAGUGGCUCACGUGCCUGGAGGAUGGUCUCUGGUCCCUGCCCGAAGCCUUCUGCAAGCUGGAGUGCGAGGCGCCGCCCGCCGUGGCCAACGCCAGGCUCCUGGUGCCGCGCUGCCUGCAGGGCAGCCACGACGUGGGCUCCGUCUGCCGCUACAAGUGCAAGCCCGGCUACCACGUGGCCGACAACGCAGCAGACAAGCCUAAGAAGAAGUUCCUGAAGGUGCAGUGCCUGGAGAGUGGGCAGUGGGAAGAGGGACACUGCGUGCCCGUGGUCUGCCAGCCCCCGCCCCCCGUCUUCGAGGGCAUGUACAACUGCACGCAGGGCUUCGAGCUGGACAGCCAGUGUGUGCUCAGCUGUGAGCAGCAGGGACAGCAGGUUCCCAUCGUCUGCACUAAGGAGGGCUUGUGGACAGAAGAGUUCAAGCUGUGUGAGAGCUUGCAGGGCACCUGCCCACCACCCCCAGAGCUGAACUUCGUGGAGUACAAGUGUGAGCAGGGGCAUGGCAUAGGUGCUGUGUGCAUUCCUUCCUGUAUCAUUCCUCCCAGUGACCCGGUCAUACUGCCCAAAAAUGUCACUGCUGAGACAAUGGAUCACCGGCUGCAGCCCACCAGAAUCCAGAACAUUGUGUGCACGGGCAGGCUGCGGUGGUACCCGGACCCCUCUGUCAUUCACUGCAUCCAGUCGUGUGAGCCCUUCCAAGCAGACGGCUGGUGCGACACCAUCAACAACCGGGCGUACUGCCAGUAUGACGGCGGGGACUGCUGCUCCUCCACCCUGUCCUCCAGGAAGGUGAUCCCGUUUGCCGCCGACUGCGACCAGGACGAGUGCACCUGCCGCGACCCGGCGGCCGAGGAGAACCAGUAGCGGCGCCAUGAGGGCCUCUCUGGGUCAGGCAGCGCCGGGGGAGCCGAGGGCCGGCGGCGGGGCCGUGAGGGAGAGCCGGGCGGGGCAUGGCGGCUGCGGCUCAGGGGACGGCUCCAGCCCACCGAGGAGCCCCGGAGGGCGGGCUGGGGCCCCCUCGCCGUCGCUGCUCCCUCCAGAAGCCACACGAGGCGCUCAGGCCGCGGUCUGGGGCCGCCUCAGCCACACGCUGGGCCAGGGCCCGUCCACGCCGGGAGCCCGGGGGCUGCCAUGGAUGCGUGCCAUGGAUGCGUGUCCUGGUGCGGCUCCUGGGUGUCUG